UCCCCGCCGGCCCCGCGGCUCGUACCGCCCCUCGCUCAACUCCCGGCGGCGGCGGCUCCCGGCGGCAGGUCCCGGUGGCCGGUCAGACGGGGAGGGCGGCCGCGGGACAGUCAUCUCUUUGGGAAGAUGGUUCUUCAUUUCAACUCUCUUUUUGUCUUCCCUGUCAUACUCCUGUACCACUGGAUGGGUUCAACUGUGUCUUUGAAUCUGGAAGAUCCCAAUGUGUGCAGCCACUGGGAAAGUUACUCAGUUACAGUGCAAGAGUCAUAUCCACAUCCGUUUGAUCAGAUUUACUACACCAGUUGUACUGACAUCCUAAACUGGUUCAAGUGCACACGACACAGGAUCAGUUACCGUACUGCUUACAGACAUGGUGAGAAAACGAUGUACAGGCGCAAAUCCCAGUGCUGCCCUGGAUUCUAUGAAAGCAGGGAAAUGUGUGUCCCUCACUGUGCUGAUAAGUGUGUCCAUGGCCGUUGUAUUGCUCCCAACACCUGUCAGUGUGAGCCUGGCUGGGGAGGACCCAACUGCUCUAGUGCGUGUGACAGUGACCACUGGGGACCCCACUGCAGCAGCCGCUGCCAGUGCAAGAACGGGGCCCUUUGCAACCCCAUCACUGGGGCCUGCCACUGCUCCGCGGGCUUCAAGGGCUGGCGCUGCGAGGAGCGCUGCGACCCCGGUUCCUACGGCAACGAGUGCCACCAGAAAUGCCAGUGCCAGAACAGUGCCACCUGUGACCACGUCACCGGCGAGUGCAGGUGUCCCCCCGGAUACACCGGCGCCUUGCUUUUGGCCAGAAGAGCUGAUGAUGAUAGUAUUGAAAACAAAGCUGGGGCCUGUGGUUAUGAGUGUCUGUGCUGUCCCCACCCCGUGCACAGCUGUGAGGACCUGUGUCCCCCUGGGAAGCAUGGCCCACAGUGCGAGGAGAGGUGCCCAUGCCAGAACGGAGGCGUCUGUCACCACGUCACCGGGGAGUGCUCCUGCCUGCCAGGAUGGAUGGGCAUGGUCUGUGGUCAGCCUUGUCCUGAGGGUCGUUAUGGGAAGAACUGCUCCCAGGAGUGCCAGUGCCACAACGGAGGGACCUGCGACUUGGUGAUGGGUCACUGCCACUGCAGCCCAGGCUACACAGGGGAACGAUGCCAGGAUGAGUGCCCAGUGGGGAGCUUCGGGCUGCGUUGUGCAGAGACCUGCAAGUGUGUGAAUGGUGGGAAGUGCUACCACAUCAGUGGUGCAUGCCUCUGUGAGCCAGGGUACACAGGGCAGCACUGUGAAACCAGGCUCUGCCCCGAGGGGAUUUACGGCCUCAAGUGUGAUAAAAAGUGUCCCUGCCACAUGCCCAACACCUGGAGCUGUCAUCCCAUGUCUGGGGAAUGCUCCUGCAAGCCAGGCUGGUCUGGGCUGUACUGCAAUGAGACGUGUUCCCCGGGCUUCUACGGGGAGUCAUGUCAGCAGAUCUGCAGCUGCCAGAACGGGGCUGACUGCGACAGCGUCACUGGGAAGUGCACCUGUGCCCCUGGAUUUAAGGGUGCUUCUUGUGGUACCCCUUGUCUCCCUGGAACAUAUGGAGUGAACUGCUCCUCUGUGUGCAGCUGCAAAAAUGGGGCCACAUGUUCACCUGUGGAUGGCUCUUGUGCCUGCAAAGCAGGUUGGCAUGGUGUGGAUUGCUCCAUAAAUUGCCCCAGUGGCACGUGGGGACUGGGCUGUAACCUGACCUGCCAAUGUCUUAAUGGAGGGGCUUGUAAUGCUCUAGAUGGAACCUGUACCUGUGCCCCGGGAUGGAGGGGAGAGAAAUGUGAACUCCCUUGCCAGGAUGGUACCUAUGGCCUGGACUGCGCUGAGCGCUGUGACUGCAGCCACGCGGACGGGUGCCACCCCACCACGGGCUACUGCCGGUGCCUCCCGGGAUGGUCAGGUAUUCACUGUGACAGUGUGUGUGCUGAGGGACAGUGGGGUCCAAAUUGUUCCUUGCCUUGUUACUGCAAAAAUGGAGCAUCCUGCUCUCCAGAUGAUGGGAUCUGUGAGUGUGCACCUGGAUACAGAGGCACCACUUGCCAGAGAAUCUGCUCGCCGGGGUUCUACGGACACCGCUGCAGCCAGACCUGCCCCCAGUGCGUGCACAGCAGUGGCCCCUGCCACCACAUCACUGGCCUGUGUGACUGCCUGCCCGGAUUCACAGGAGCUCUCUGCAAUGAAGUAUGUCCCAGUGGCAGAUUUGGGAAGAACUGCGCUGGAAUAUGCACCUGCACCAAUAAUGGGACUUGUAAUCCUAUUGAUAGAUCCUGUCAAUGCUACCCUGGAUGGAUUGGUAGUGACUGCUCUCAGCCCUGCCCACCUUCCCACUGGGGACCAAACUGCAUCCACACAUGCAACUGCCACAAUGGAGCUUUCUGCAGUGCCUACGAUGGGGAGUGCAAGUGCACCCCGGGCUGGACUGGCCUUUACUGCACACAGAGGUGUCCCCUGGGGUUUUUUGGGAAGGACUGUGCUUUGAUCUGCCAGUGCCAGAACGGAGCUGACUGCGACCACAUCAGCGGGCAGUGCACGUGCCGGACAGGCUUCAUGGGGCGGCACUGCGAGCACAAGUGUCCCCAGGGCACAUACGGGUACGGAUGCCGCCAGAUCUGUGAUUGCUUGAACAACUCCACCUGUGACCACAUCACGGGGACCUGCUACUGCAGCCCAGGCUGGAAGGGGGCCAGGUGUGAUCAAGCUGGUGUAGUUAUAGUGGGAAACCUGAACAGCCUGAGCCGUACCAGCACUGCCCUCCCUGCUGACUCCUACCAGAUAGGAGCCAUAGCUGGCAUCAUCAUUCUUGUCCUGGUUGUGCUUUUCCUGCUGGUGCUGUUCAUCAUUUACAGGCAGAAGCAGAAAGGCAAGGAGACACACAUGCCUACCGUGACCUACACGCCUGCUAUGAGGGUCAUCAAUGCAGAUUACACCAUUUCAGAAACCAUUCCUCAUCCCAGUGGUGGGAAUGUCAACAGCCACUAUUUCUCUAACCCCAGUUACCACACUCUGACUCAGUGCUCCAGCCCACCUCAUGUCGCCAACAUGGAGAGACUGACCUUGGCAAAGGCAAAAACCAGUCAGCUGUUUGUGAACCUAAAAAAUACAGAGCCUGGAAAACGAAGUGCUGUCAUGGACUACACAGGAACACUGCCAGCAGACUGGAAACAUGGUGGCUACCUCAAUGAGCUUGGUGCUUUUGGACUUGAUAGGGGAUAUGUGGGGAAGUCCCUGAAAGAUCUGGUGAAGAACUCAGAAUACAAUUUAAGCAAUUGCUCACUGAGCAGCUCUGAGAACCCCUAUGCUACUAUCAAAGACCCACCGGCUCUGGUGCCAAAGAGUUCAGAAUGUGGCUAUGUGGAAAUGAAGUCCCCAGCACGUCGCGACUCCCCUUACGCUGAGAUCGCCAGCUCUGCCACAGCCAAGAAGAACGUGUAUGAAGUUGAGCCCACGGUGAGCGUUGUCCAGGGCGCGUUUGGCAGCAGCAGCGGACGCUUCGGCCAGGAUCCCUACGACCUCCCAAAAAACAGCCACAUUCCAUGCCACUAUGACCUGCUUCCUGUCCGAGGGAGCCCCACACCUUCCACAAAAGGGGUCAGCAGCAAAUGACCCCACAAGAAGCUGAUGCCUACAACCCUGGGACUCUCAAGGGGCAGAGUGGCAUGGUUGUACUCCUUCCUCUCUAGUUUACCAUCUCUCUUGGCUCCUGAUCUGUCUGGCAGGUAACUGCUGUACCCUAAAAGCAGAAUUUCAGCACGAGGUCUGUAAUGCAUACACAAGUGACAGAUGGACAAAUGCCACACUCUGGGGAUCCUGAUUAUUCUUUUUUUUUUUCUUUUUCAUGGCAGUAAAUUUUAUAGAAAAAGGUAUGCAGCACAUUUAUACUGUAAUAUACUGGCUUAGAAAAUAGUAGUUUGCAGAUUAUUCUUGACAACAUCACAUCUUAGCAACUUCAAAUAUAGGCUUCAUGUCUGUCAUGUUCCAGAGCAGUAAUACUCCCAGGACAGUGCAAUUUACCAAAUACCACUUUGUACAGGUGAUCUGAUUCACCAGUUACUCACUAGUAGAAGGAAAACUGCCUUGGCCAAAUUUCAGCUUCCAUUCUUAUCUUUAGUCAAGACAUACUUGACAUAUUAGUCAAGAAACAUGAUCUGAUGGGGAUAAGGAAGCACAAUGUUGCAGUUGUUUGGGAAGUCCAUCAUCAGGCUUUGCUGUCCAUUGCAGGUGGUGGAUGUACUUGGCCUGAAUGGUUCUGGAGAUAAAAUAAUUGCAUACAUCAAUAUUUACAUGAUGCUUCAAGACCUCUUAGUACUGCAGACCCAGCACCAGUCUUCAACAAGUAUUUUGCUACAGUUCAGCUUCAUACGUUGCGGUUCUGACCACUAUUUCUGCCACACAGAAACUAAUAAUCCACAACAUAUCAGUUAUUACUUCAAAAAACAUGUAAAUUGAAUCAGUUUAUUUUUGUCACCAUGGACUGAUUAUGUAAGGAGUGGACAAAGGUGAUGACUUCUGUAAAUCUUAACUGCAAGGAAGGGUUUACAUUUUAUAAAAUUGUAGUAAUAAUGACUGUAAUAUAGGAUAAAGAUAGUAAGGUCUUCUGACUUCUUUUUCUUCGAAGUAACUAAGCAAACUCUGUGCAUAUUUGCUAAAAAGGCACCUUUUCUUUUUUAUAGUUGACGUAGGGAAACACAUGCUUAAGCUGGUCUUUUGCAUUGCUAAUAAUGUGACACAUGUAUCCCCUCCCCCCCACCACCUUCAUUAACUUCUGUCUCCAUUUUUACGCUGUGUAUUUGUGUUUUUAGUGAACUAGCUUGUAAUUGGAAAAAUACUAUAGUGUGUGUGUCCAUUUCUUUUGCAUUUUUGCCAACUGGCCUUUAUUUUGUUUGGUUCAAGGGACCUCUGGGCAGAGCAAGAGAAUCAAAGUAAAAAUUCACAGUGAUGAAUUAUCAGAUGUGAUUAAAAAUAUGUAACAGUUCCGAUUAAUUCAUUAGUUCAGGUGAAGAAAAUCAAGGUGUUGUUUGUUGAGGAUGACAACAAGAACACAGAAGAAAAGUAAAACCAGUUCCUCCUUAAAGUUUAGCUUAUUCUGUUGACCAUGUAAUUGGAGACUGUCUUCCCAAAACAGUCUCCUUUUUCCCAAAAGAGGCUUUCAGUUCUUCCAAAAUCCUAUUAUGAAUUGCAAAAUUUGGUGGAAAUUAAAUUCACCAAGGUGAAUCCAUUGGACAGAAUUUUCCUGAAACAUGUCAACCUAAAAAUAACACUGUUGUUACAGAUUAGACAUCUUCUUUCAGUGAAAGAUACUUUUAGGAAGCUAAGGGUGAGGCAUCACCAUUUAAGAUGACCUGGCAGUGCCUCUGUAGCACCUUGUCCUGAGGGUUGGUGUGUUGCUGAUGGAAGGGAAAAAGGACACUGUAUGUUUUGCAGUUCCCUGGAUAUCUCUGUUACAUACCUGGAAUAAGGAAUUCCAUUUUCUUUAAAUUUGGAAAGUACAGGUAUUAGCUAGAAGAUUUCUAAGACUGGUUGCCAUUUAAUCCCUGUCUAAGAUCAAGUAUUGAUUUGGUUUGUAUGCAUAUAGAUAAAAUGUAGAGCUACUGAUAUAUAUACUUUUUUGUAUUGUGUGAAACAGACUUUGAAAUAAAACCUUUCUUCUCUAAA
This is a messenger RNA of Prinia subflava (tawny-flanked prinia), 5664 nucleotides long. It is a transcript of the gene MEGF10, whose product is annotated as multiple EGF like domains 10. Gene Ontology annotation, biological process: apoptotic cell clearance. Bases 127 to 3615 code for a protein of 1162 amino acids. The transcript is spliced from 25 exons. Lineage: Eukaryota; Metazoa; Chordata; Aves; Passeriformes; Cisticolidae. Gene Ontology annotation, molecular function: Notch binding. The record is from RefSeq and is a predicted model, not a curated record.